GCGGUUGCGCCACCUGCGGCUCCGGCUGCCGCUGUCAGUUGGGCGGCUGCGUCCCAACAUGGCGCCGGCGGCAGAGGGGACGGCCGCGGGGCGCGGGGCCGCGGCGGGCGGAUGGAAAUACUGAUGACGGUCCGGAGACUCGCCUCCAUCUGUACCAUGGGCGCCAAUGCCUCUGCUUUGGAGAAAGAGAUUGGUCCUGAACAGUUCCCUGUGAAUGAGCAUUAUUUUGGCUUGGUCAAUUUCGGCAAUACCUGCUACUGCAACUCAGUCUUACAGGCACUUUAUUUUUGUCGUCCAUUUCGGGAAAAAGUUUUGGCAUACAAAGUGCAGCCUCGAAAGAAGGAAAGCCUCCUGACAUGCCUCUCUGAUCUCUUCAACAGUAUUGCUACACAAAAGAAGAAGGUGGGAGUCAUCCCACCCAAGAAAUUUAUUUCCCGAUUGAGGAAAGAAAAUGAAUUAUUUGAUAAUUAUAUGCAGCAGGAUGCACAUGAAUUCCUAAACUACCUACUUAACACUAUUGCUGACUUACUACAAGAAGAGAAAAAGCAGGAGAAGCAGAAUGGCAAACUCCAGAAUGGCAGCAUUGAGAGUGAAGAAGGAGACAAGAAUGAUCUGACGUGGGUCCAUGAAAUCUUCCAAGGAACACUAACCAAUGAAACCAGAUGUCUUAACUGUGAGGCUGUUAGUAGCAAAGAUGAGGACUUUCUGGAUCUAUCGGUUGAUGUGGAACAAAAUACAUCAAUUACGCACUGUCUAAGAGGAUUUAGUAAUACUGAAACUCUAUGCAGUGAAUAUAAAUACUAUUGUGAGCAGUGCCGCAGUAAACAGGAAGCACAGAAGAGAAUGCGAGUGAAAAAGUUGCCCAUGAUCCUAGCUCUGCACUUAAAAAGGUUCAAAUACAUGGACCAGCUGCAUCGAUACACCAAACUCUCCUACCGUGUAGUCUUUCCCUUGGAGCUCCGGCUCUUUAACACUUCAGGAGAUGCUACAAACCCUGACAGAAUGUAUGACCUUGUGGCUGUAGUUGUUCACUGUGGCAGUGGUCCAAAUCGUGGACAUUAUAUCACCAUUGUGAAGAGCCAUGGCUUUUGGUUGCUGUUUGAUGAUGACAUUGUAGAGAAAAUUGAUGCCCAGGCCAUUGAAGAAUUCUAUGGGUUAACAUCAGACAUUUCCAAAAACUCAGAAUCUGGAUAUAUCCUCUUCUACCAGUCAAGAGACUAAGACAAAAAGAUACAUGUAUACAAAUAAAAGAAAAAAGGGAUCAAGAUAUGUCCAAAUGGAACAUAUUUGUGACAGCAGAAGCAGUUCCUCAUUGUUGCUGUAGGACCAGGACAGAUCCAGCAGGGCGAAUAAAGGUUUCUCCCUGCAUUUCGUGGAGGAUUAGUGCUGACUGCCGUAAGAAGAAGAGCUUUUGUUCCAGUUUUCUUUCUGGGCUUUUUUUACGUGCUAUCUUCCAAAAUCUGUGUUACCUCUACUUGAAACCUGGCUGCUUAUUUGUUCAUGAACUGAAGAAGAGAUUUAAAAGUAGCAUUGUAGAAUUUUUACCAUUUAAUGUUGGCCUGAGACUAUACCUUGGUUUCUACCAUCGUCGUUUUUCUGUAUUUUAGCAGAAUGAUUUCAAUAUUCAGUGUCAGCUGAAGGCAUAUUUUAGGAUAUGAACAGCAGCUGGUUGCUGGAUAUUUUUGGUGACUCAGACUUGAGAAGCAGUACAAAGCUAAGACAUAUUGGAAAUGUCAAGUCUGUGAUUUUUAUAAAAAAAAAAACAGACAAAAAAACGCUGCAGCAUUGUAAAUUUCCCCAUUAUGCAUUAUCUUGGGUUUAGAUAACACUAACAACACUGCUUCUUUUUAGAUUUUUAUUUUUACUGAUCUGUUUCUUCUUCAGAAGGUAUAGAACUUCGUCCACAUUCAGCCUAGUCUAUUGUGCAUUUUUCUUUUGAAGCAGAAGUUUUGACUCAAAGCCACACUGCUGCAAAUUUAAGGGGAGCAGAAAAGCAGUUACCUUUUGAAUAUGUCUGGCAACCAGUUGCUGUAGAAAGUUUGAAGUUACAGCGUUUCUUGGAGCUAUUGCGUAAACCAAAAGUGCCCUCAUUCUGAAACAGGAUCUGUUCGAUGUUUCAUUCAAUACAUAGUAAACUGAUGCAACUAGCCUUUUGAAUCUAUGCUACUACACAGAAACAGCACUAAUUGUGAAGGGUUAACCAAGGGAAGCAUUAUUUAUGUAACUAAUCCAGUUGUUCUUAGUCUUCAAGAGAAUGAACGUGUAAGAAGGAAAACCAUCCAACCAGCCCAGACAUCACCUGGCUAAAUGUUCCUCAUCAUCUGUUGGCAAUGUUUGUAUCGAUCCGGGAAUCAUAACUCCCCCCUACAGAUGCUUCUGAUUGUUUUACCUCUAUAGGCCUUGCUUCACAGGGGAAAUUGUUAGUCUUUUGAAGACUGAAACCAAGUAAUUAUCCGUUACGUGUGUAUAUAUUAUAAUCUCAAGGAUAACUAGAAAGAAAAGACUAAGGAAGUUUGUAAGAAAUCUCACAAAAUCUUCUGUAAUCUUCUUUUUGAAAAGUCCUGUUGCCGUGCCAAAGCUUGUUGCAGCUGGCUCUAAACUACCAGUGGAAAUGAGUAUUUUUCUUUCUUCAUCUUGUUAGGUAACACAAGAGCUGUCCUCUGGGUGGUUGCGCCCAGCACAGCCGUUCGUGGGAUAUACCAGUGAUUGUUGUUCUUGGGGACAUUUAACUUAUGCAAUUCUGUGGCUCGUACAGGAUAUAAAAUAUUUUACCAAAACAUUGUCCUCAGGAAAACAGCAUUUCACAAACAGUUUCUUGUGGUGGCUGUAUGUAUCUGUUUCUUCUUAUCAUGACCAGAAACGUAAUGUUAGCAAUUAACUCCUGUCUUCAAAAUGCAAGUUAAUCAUUACCAUUGUAUUCCAACUGGGUACAGGUUCCAUUCUUCUGGCACAUCUCCUCUUCCAGAAGAUAAAAUACGGACAUUGGGUUUUUUAAUUAUUUUUUAUUAUACAGAGUACUGUCAUUUUAAGAGACAUAUUCAAUAACAGCAAACGUUCCUGUCAUCUUGUUCCUAUUGUGUGAAAAUUGUUACUGGCUAAGAGUUUUCUCCCCUUGUUCACACACAAGCUGUGAGUCCUCUCCUGGUGGCGCUACCAGAAGACAGUCAUCACUAAGUCUUGCAAAAAAUUAAAAAAAAAAAAAAAAAAAAGGGAAAACAAAAAAAAAAAAAAAAAAGGAAAAAAAAAAAAAAAAGAGAGCACUGAGUUAAAAAUAAUCCUAAACAGUAAAUACAAAAAUUAAUGUAGUACACUAGACAUGUAUUUUGUAUAUCUGGUGAUACAUUUUUACAAAUAAAAUACCUGACAGAGAGAAUAUUGAAAGAUAUAUACUAUAGAUUAAAAACUGUUAAAAGUGCACUUUUGCUACAGAUUUAUAAGGAGACUAAAAGGAAUUAAAUUGGAAGAGAAUGGUGUGAUGUUACUUCUGUAUAAUAAAUGACCCCACCUGUCUCCAAUAAAGGUCAUGUAUGAUCAAAUGCA
Messenger RNA from Tyto alba (common barn owl), 3540 nucleotides. Its product is annotated as ubiquitin carboxyl-terminal hydrolase 12. The coding region runs from base 112 to 1221 and encodes 369 amino acids. The transcript is spliced from 9 exons. Gene Ontology annotation, cellular component: cytosol; nucleus. The record is from RefSeq and is a predicted model, not a curated record. NCBI's taxonomy places the organism in Eukaryota, Metazoa, Chordata, Aves, Strigiformes, Tytonidae. Gene Ontology annotation, molecular function: cysteine-type deubiquitinase activity; cysteine-type endopeptidase activity. Gene Ontology annotation, biological process: protein deubiquitination.